UCCAGCCCUACACUGUGGACUCUGAUCUGCAGCCCUCCCUGUCAGCGAUGUGAGUGAGGAAGGAACCGGUGGAAGCAGGCACGCACACUGUUUGUUGCGUCUGGUCGCGAUACGUGAUAUUUCGGGCUUCCUCGACUUUGGUUUGCAUUUUGAACUUUCUCUUUCACAAGUGUGCGAGCCGGGACAGACACACACACCAACAGGCAGCCAGCUGCUGAACAUAGAGGCUGCUUCCAGCCCCAAUCCACCGGGUGUGCCUCUGAGCUGGGCUUAUUUGGAAUUAGUGCUUCUCUCUCUAUUCCGUGUGUGUGAGUGUGAGAGAGAAGCUUUGCCCCCGUCGCUGAAGACCCUGUCCUGAGUCAGACAGCCGCCGAGAUCAUGAACGCCGGCCUGCGGUUAUUGAAAUCCCUGGCGUGAAGAGGGUGUAAAACGGGCGAAUGAACCCACUUGUGUGCAUCUUCGCCUUAACUUUCACCAGGCUGUCGCUUAUGCAGUUCGCUCUAUUCACACAGAGAAGGCAAGUAAAACGAGUUUGUUUUUACUGUUACCUCCAUCUGAGUCUGGACUGCCAUAUUUUCACAUUGAUAAACACUGAAACUGGGAUUUCUCUGCUCUUAUUAUGCAAUUUUGCUGCAUGUCUACCAAAAGCAGAUGCUGAUCACAAUUAUAAUGCAAGCAAACCAAAGAAUUCAGCAGUGUUAAGUGAAAUGCUCAAUAUAGUGGGAGCGAUACAAAAAGAAGUGGAGGAAAGACAUAAAGAAGGUCUAUUCCCUCCUAAAGAUAUACCUGAAUUACAAUUAUACACUCCUGAAGAUAUACCUAAUGACUGUUUCGAAACUGCUUUGAUGUGCUUCAUCCAAGAACUGAACGUUUUGCAGUUUGAAUUUGUGCUCAAGUCUUAUGAAUUAAAAGACAAGAAUAAAAUGAAUAGAAAUGCAAAAGCGUUUACUAAAUUUAAUGGGCAGAAGAACUGCAAAAUCUGUGAAACAUUCCAAGAAAAAAAUGCAACACAUUUUCUAGAAGCUUUUCAAAAACAUCUCCAAAAAGAGUAUAAACAAAGAUAGAUCAUGUUGUACGUUUAAAGAUUCUACCACUGAUGAGGCUCGACUACUGAUGCUGGAACUGCAAGCUCAGGCAUACUAAGGGCCUUCUGGCUUCCCACAAACCCGGCCUUCUUGCGAAAACCCAGAACUGGAACCCAACCAGGGUGGGGAGAAGACCCAACAACACGGUGACCUGACAUCGGAGGCCCUACCAGACUGACUGCAAAACGCCCCAGAGUGCUCAUGAAUGAGACGAGUGCCCAGGACCCCAUUGGACAUCUACUUAUCUUGCUGACCCGUCGGAACUCUCAAGACCGUGAUUUGUACACAGGACCAAUUUGGGAACUCUUACCUCUCAGAGCAGCAGAUUUCCUUCAUAGACACCCAGGAUUGACUGAGAGCAGCCAUUCAACCAGGAAAUGUGGGGGAUACGUUGGACUUCAGGUGAGACUAGAACUUUGGGAUUUGUGUCCCCCCAGUAUAGUCCUGGUAAGCAUCCAAGCCAUUGAGAACAAAAUGGAUGAACUUAAAGCUGGACUCAAAAGGAAUUGAGAGAAUGCUCUGUGCUCUGUCCUACAGAGACAUGGCUCACUCCUGCUACACCUGACUGUGCCUUACAACCUUAGGGCUUCUCAGUUCACUGAAAGGACCCGUCAGCGUCCUUGGGCAUUGCAAGGGGCAGUGGGAUCUGCCUCCUAAUCAACAUCCUGGUGCUCAGAUGUGGUGACCCUAGCAAGUUACUGCUCCCUGGACCUAGGAUAUCUUACAGUAAAGUUCCAUCCCUACUACCUGCUGAAUAAGUUUACCUCUAUCCACCCUGAUAAUAGUUUACAUCCCAUUCCAUGCAGAAGUGAAAAGUGCACUUGACGAAGUGUACAACACUGCAAACAGUCUUGGAACAGAACACCCCAAGGCCUAGUCCAUUGUAGCUGGUGAUUUCAACCAGACCAACCUCAAGAACUUACUGCCAAAAUACCACCAACACAUGUCCUGUCCAACCAGAGGCCCGAAUGUCCUUCACCAUUGCAAUACAACCAUCAAAGAUACUUACUGCUCCAGCCCCCAUCUACAUUUUGUAAAAUCACAAUGUUGUGCUCCUCCUCCCAGAAGUUGAAGCAUGAGAACCCAGUAUAGAAAGUAAUGCAAUAUUGCAAUGAGCCAACAAAAAAGCUUCAAUUGGACUGCUUACAGUCAGUGGACUGGUCCAUAUUCAAGAACUCAGCAAGCAACUUAAACUACUGUUAGAGACUUCAUUAGUAAGUGCGUAGAAGACUGCAUACCAUCUGAAUACUCCCCAACCAGAACGCAUGGAUGAACCAGGAGAUCCACUCCCUACUGAAGUCCUGGUCUGACGUGGGGCAAACCUACCUUAUACAGGAAAUCCAUGUACGAACUUUGUAAGACCAUCAAAGACACCAAGAGGCAAUACCAAACUAAGCUUCAGACCCAGACCAACGACACGGACAUUGGUUGUUUGUGACAAGGCUUACACAACUGAUGGGCUACAAAGAGAAGUUGAGUAGAAAUCAUGGGCAACAGUACAUCCCAAUCCGACAAGCUCAAUUCAUUCUAUGCUUUCUUUGAACAGAAUCUCAGUGAAACAAUGUUACCUACCCUCAGAUACACCUGCACCUAUGGUCACUGCUGUAGACAUUGGAUCGGUCUUCAUGAGAUGAACCCAUGGAAAGUGAUUGGCCCGGAUGGAGUCCCCAGCCAAGCACUCAGAUCCUCUGUAGACCAGCUGGCGGGAGUAUUCACAGAUAUCUUUAACCUCUCCUUACUAUGAUCUGAACACCCUACAUGCUUCAAGAAGACCACUGUUAUCCUAGUGCCAAAGAAAAAUCAUGCAGUGUGCCUCAAUGACUAAUGCCUAGUGCACCUGACCUCCAUCAUUGUGAAGUGCUUUGAGAGGUUAGUCAUGGCUCAUGUCAAGUCCAGCCCACAAAAUUGCCUGAUAUUUUGCAAUUAACCUCCCAACACAACAGGUCCACAGCAGACACCAUCUCUCUGGCCCUACAACAUCCCUGGAAUAGCUGAAUAACAAGGAUACCUAAGUCAGCCUUCUACUUAUUGACUACAGCUCUGCCUACAACACCAUAAUUCCAAAAAAAAACUCAUCUCUAAAUUCUAAGACAUAGGUCUUGGCUCCCCCCUCUAUAACUGGAUCCUUGCCUUCCUGACCCAUAGACCACAAUCAGCAAUGACAGGGGAUAACACAUCUCCCACCAUAAUCCUCAAUACAGGUGCCUAUAAGGAUGCUUAGUCUGCCCCCUACUGUAGGCUUUGUAAACUCACAACUGUGUAGCCAAAGUUUGACCCAACGCCAUUUACAGGUUUGCUGACAACUCCACUGUUGUUGGUCGGAUCUGAAGCAAUGAUGAGACAGAAUACCAGGAAAAGAUUGAGUUCUUUGCAGCAUGGUAUAACGAUAACAAGCUCUCCAUCAACAACAGAAAAACAAAGGAUCUGUCAUUGACUUCAGGAAGUGAAGUGGAGGGCACGGACCUGUCUCCAUCAAUGAUACUGAAGUGGAGAUGGUUGAGCGUGUCAAUUUCCAGGAGUGAUGAUCACCAACAAUCUCUCCUGGUCUUCUCACAUCAACGCAAUGGUUAAGAAAGCACAACAGCAUCUCUACUUCCUCCAGAGGCUAAAGAAGUUUGGCAUGUCCAAAAGUAUUCUUAUCAAAUUUUAAUGAUACAUUAUCGAAAGCAUCCUAUGUGGAUGCAUCACAGUGUGGUGUGGCAUCUGGUCUUCCCAAGACUGUAAGAAACUACAGAGAGUCAUGAGCACACCCAGUCCAUCACGCAAACCAUAUACUUCCCGCUGCGUUGGAAAAGCAACAAACAAAAUCAAAGAUCCCUCCAACCCUGGUUAUACUCUCUUCCACUAUUCUCCAACAGGCAGAAGAUAUAAAAGUUGGAAUACAUAUAUGAAUAGAUUCAAGAACAAGCUUCUUCCUCAUUGUUAUCAGACUUUUGAACAGACCUAUCACAUAUUAAUUCUGAUCUCUCUCUCUCUGCACCU
Messenger RNA from Hemiscyllium ocellatum (epaulette shark), 4067 nucleotides. Its product is annotated as interleukin-15-like. The transcript is spliced from 9 exons. Gene Ontology annotation, biological process: immune response; neutrophil activation; positive regulation of cytokine production. The record is from RefSeq and is a predicted model, not a curated record. Gene Ontology annotation, cellular component: extracellular region. Bases 438 to 1064 code for a protein of 208 amino acids. NCBI's taxonomy places the organism in Eukaryota, Metazoa, Chordata, Chondrichthyes, Orectolobiformes, Hemiscylliidae. Gene Ontology annotation, molecular function: cytokine activity; cytokine receptor binding.